AUGUCUCUCGAGACUCUGCGUGGCAUCCUCGGGCCUGAGAUCGAGGAUCCCGAAGAAGAGACCUUCCUUCUCUUCUCCCAGAAUAUCCCCUCGCAGAACCUGGGAUUCGUCGACUCCACCGCCGCCCUCCUCGAGUUGACCGUUGCCGGCCGCGAUCUCACCAUCCACCAGUCGCCCGCCGUCCUCUCGUCCAACCGCCCCGGCGGCACCACAGGAGCAGUGGUCUGGAAAAUCACCCCCCUAUUUGCAGGCUGGCUCGCGUCGCCCAGCAAUGUCCUCUUCCGCGCCGGGAUCCUCGCCGACUCGUCGGCGGUCCUCGAGCUGGGAUGCGGCGUGUCAGCCAUAGUGGGCCUGACCCUCGCGGCGCACGUGUCGAGAUACGUCCUCACCGACCAGCCCUACGUGGCCAAGUUCGUAGGGCAGAACAUCGAGGAGAACAGAGACGUCCUCCUCCUCCUCCACCACCACCACGCCGGCUCAGGGCCCGCCCGCCAUGGCAAGGCUUCGGCAAAGAGCCGCAGCGCCGCCAGGGGCAGCAGACACCCAGCCGGCGGCGACCACUCCCACGCCGCCACAGGUCCCCGCGCGGCGCCGCCCCCGGCGGACAGGCUGCGCUUUGCGCCCCUGGACUGGGAGAAGGACGAGGUCACGGCGGCGUCGGCGCUGGCGCUGACGGGGUCUGCCGACACACGCAGCUUCGACGCCGUCGUGGCCUGCGACUGCAUCUACAACGAGGCCCUGAUCGAGCCCUUUGUGCGGACGUGCGUCGACGUCUGCAGGCUCCGAGGUCGCCGCGGCGAAGACGACGACGACGACGACGAGGCAAGACCCUGCGUCUGCAUCGUGGCCCAGCAGCUGCGCGACCCCGACAUCUUCGAGGCCUGGGCCAGGCGCUUCUGCCAGUCGUUUCACGCGCUGCGGGUGCCCGACGACCAGCUCCCCGAGGGCUUGCGCUCUGCAGCCGGAUACCGCGACCUUGACUGA
Phaeoacremonium minimum UCRPA7 is the source of this 984-nucleotide messenger RNA. Its product is annotated as putative nicotinamide n-methyltransferase protein. The record is from RefSeq and is a predicted model, not a curated record. Bases 1 to 984 code for a protein of 327 amino acids. The transcript has 4 exons. Lineage: Eukaryota; Fungi; Ascomycota; Sordariomycetes; Togniniales; Togniniaceae.